AUGCCCCGGGGUCAGAAGAGUAAACUCCAUGCCUGUGAUAAACACCACCAGGCCGAAGAAGAGCCUGAGGAUCUGGCAGGUGCUCAGGCUGCUGCAGCAGUGGGAGAAGAGUUCUGCCCCUCCUAUUCUCUUCCUGUCACGAGCUGGCCUGCUGCUGGGUUACACAGCCAUCCCCAAGGUCCUCAGAGAGCCACCCCCACUGCCACUGCUGCUGCAGCUGUGUCAUCCGUAAGAUCAAAAGAAGGUGCCAACAACCAAGAGGAGGAAAGGCCAAGGUCUUCCCAGGCCCAGUCUGCCACUGAGCCCUUCCACAGAGGCCCUCUAGACCAGAAGGUCACUAUGUUGGUGUACUACCUGCUGUACAAGUAUGAAAUGAAAGAGCCCAUUACCAAAGAAGAUAUGCUGAGACAUGUGAUCCAAAUGCAUGAGAAUCACUUCUGUGAGAUCCUCAAGAGAGCUUCUGCGCACCUGGAGCUGGUCUUUGGCCUCGACAUGAAGGAAGUGGAUCCCAACAGGAGCACCUGUGUCCUCGUGAAAAAAGUGGAUCUAAGUCCCAGCGCAGAGCUGAGUGAUGACAGAGGGGUUCCCAAGACUGGCGCGUUGAUGACUAUGCUGGGUGUGAUCUUCAUGAAGGGCAGCUGUGCCACUGAGGAGCAAGUCUGGCAAAUAUUGAAUAUGCUGGGGCUAUAUGAGGGGAGAAAGCACUUCAUUUAUGGGGAGCCAAAGAAGCUCAUCACCAAAGACUGGGUGAAGCAAAAGCACCUGGAGUACCGCCAGAUGCCCGACAGCGAUACCCUGACCUAUGAGUUCCUGUGGGGGCCUAAAGCCCGCGCCAAAACCAGCAAGAGGAAAGCCCUAGAGUUACUGGCCAAGAUCAAGGGUAGCACCCCCACUGCCUUCUCACAGCAUUAUGAAGGGGCUUUGUGAGAUGACAAAGAGAGGGUCCGAGGCAGAGCCACAGCCAGGCCCGGCACUCCUGCCAGGGCCAGGGCACGCACCAGGGCCGUCGCCAGCAUGUGCUCCAGGGCCGUGCCAGCAGCUCCGCCCACCCCUCAUAACAUCUGA
Molecule: messenger RNA, 1065 nt
Organism: Manis pentadactyla (Chinese pangolin)
Lineage: Eukaryota; Metazoa; Chordata; Mammalia; Pholidota; Manidae
Product: melanoma-associated antigen B10-like
Biological process (GO): negative regulation of transcription by RNA polymerase II
Cellular component (GO): nucleus
Source: RefSeq, a predicted model, not a curated record